GAGAGUCAAAUAUACUGCACUUUGUAUCAGCACUUUGUGCUGUUCAGACACCCCUAUACACUUGUCCUUCUCACUGGUGCUGCUGCUACUCUCUUCAAUCAAGCAACAACAAAAAAUAAAAGUUUGCCAGAGAAGGACUUCCUCAUUAGCACAAAUUCCACAGAAACAAAUAUUUUUGUUGAUCAACAAACAUCCGUACCAAGUUAAGGAAAUAAGAGUUUGCAGUCAUGCCGCUAUCAGGAACACCUGCCCCAAACAAAAGGAAAAAGUCUACAAAAAUCAUCAUGAACAUAAAUCCCUCAAGAGAGGGAGAACAAGACCUCUCCAGACUAAAUCUAGGGAAGAAGAUCAGUGUGCCCAGAGACAUCAUGUUGGAGGAGUUAUCUUUGCUAAGUAAUAAGGGAUCUCAGAUGUUUAAGCUUCGUCAAAAGAGAGUGGAAAAAUUCAUCUAUGAAAACAACCCUGACGUGUUUUCUGAUGAUUCCGUGGAUCACUUCCAGAAGUUUAUACCUUCUGUGGGAGGACAUAUAGGGCCUGGGGGCCAAACAGGAGUCGGAGGUGGUGGCUAUGGGUUGGGCUAUGGCAGUGGACGGAUGGUGUCCAGUAUGUCAGGGGGACACUAUGGACCUGGAGGACAACACCCACCUGUACCUCCACCAAAACCAGGGAGUAAAGGUGGUGUUGGAGGAGGACAGCCAGGAGACCUCAGCAGUGGUGGAAAAGGAGGGAGUGGAGGUAUUGACGGUACAGGCGGAAAAGAUGGUCAACCAGGACAGGAUGGCCCAGGUGGAAAGCAAGUCGCUAUAUUGAAGACCUACCUCUCACCAUGGGACAAAGCAAUGGGAGUUGACCCUCAGGAAGCAACCAUGUUAAACAUAAACCUACUAGAUUAUUUCUCCAAGGCUGAGCUUUGCAAAUAUAAGUCAUUCAACAGAUCUGCAAUGCCCUAUGGAGGUUAUGAGAAAGCAUCAAAGCUGAUGACUUUCCAGAUGCCAGAAUUUGAUGCUGGUCCCACAGAGGAGCCUCUGAUUGUCAUUAAUUCGGCGGCUGCCAACAGACCUUCAUUCAACAGGACACCAGUUGGAUGGUUGGGAUCUGGCGAAAGCACAAACUACAACAUUGAAAUGUCUGUGCCUAUGGAUGGUGAAACCGAAGAACUCUAAACUCAUUUAUCUCUGUAUUUUACAUAGCCAGUAGAUGAUUGAGAAUUGAUAAGGCCUGUUCCAAUUAGCUUCAAACAAUGCUAUUUUGCAAAAAUGUUGGCAUUUUAUAAUAUGUAAUAUGUUGUAAUAUAUUACAGUCUGCCACAAUAGCCAAUGGUGCAGGUUCCAUCUACACUACUUGCCACACCAUAAAUGUACCUUGUUUAUUAACAAGCAAGCUUCCUCAUGUAUGUUGGAAAAUAAAAUGUAGUUCUUUGAGGUGUUUUUGUUUAAAUGGAAAGCAGGUGGAAAUGAAAUGGGAUGAUGAUAAAAUAAUAUAAGGAAAAGGAAGGAAAGCUUAUUGUUUUGUACACUGUGGCAAAAAAAAUAAUAAAAAAGGACACUCAUUAAAAUAUGUAACUCAAA
Spea bombifrons (plains spadefoot toad) is the source of this 1568-nucleotide messenger RNA. It is a transcript of the gene MYOZ1, whose product is annotated as myozenin 1. The transcript has 6 exons. Gene Ontology annotation, molecular function: FATZ binding; actin binding; telethonin binding. Bases 228 to 1163 code for a protein of 311 amino acids. Gene Ontology annotation, cellular component: Z disc; actin cytoskeleton. Lineage: Eukaryota; Metazoa; Chordata; Amphibia; Anura; Pelobatidae. The record is from RefSeq and is a predicted model, not a curated record.